AUGUCAUCAUCCACCACCACCAGUGUCCAAAACAUGUUCUCCCUCGAGGGCCACACUGCCCUCAUCACCGGUGCCACGCGCGGCAUCGGUCAAGCAGUCGCCAUUGCCCUAGCCGAAGCCGGGGCUGAUAUCCUUCUUGUUCAGCGCGACGAAUCCUCAACCACCACCCUCAACGCCAUCAAGGCCCUCGGCCGCCAAGCCACAAUCUACAAAGCCGACCUCUCCUCGCCCACCGACGUCUCCCAGCUAAUCCCCCGCAUCCUCUCCGACAAUUACACCAUCCGCAUCCUGGUAAACUGCGCCGGCAUCCAACGCCGACAUCCUUCCCACUUAUUCCCAGACUCCGACUUUGCCGAAGUGAUGCAAGUCAACCUCAACACCGUCUUCACGCUAUGUCGGGACGUGGGCGCGCACAUGUUGGGUCUCGAGCCGCACCCCGUUACGGAACGGAAAGGGUCGGUGAUCAAUUUUGCUUCCCUCCUAACGUUCCAGGGCGGACUGACGGUCCCGGCGUAUGCGGCGAGUAAGGGCGCGGUUGGGCAGCUGACCAAGAGCUUUGCGAAUGAGUGGACUAAGGAGGGGAUAACGGUCAAUGCGAUUGCGCCGGGGUAUAUUGAGACGGAGAUGAAUGAGGCGCUGUUGAAGGAUGAGGGGCGGUUGAGGAGUAUUAGUGAGAGGAUUCCGGCUGGGAGGUGGGGAAGUCCGGAAGAUUUCAAGGGGACGGCUGUGUAUCUGGCCAGUAAAGCGAGUGGUUACGUGAGCGGCCAUGUGUUGGUUGUUGAUGGUGGGUGGAUGGGACGGUAA
This is a messenger RNA of Sordaria macrospora k-hell, 804 nucleotides long. RefSeq lists its product as uncharacterized. The record is from RefSeq and is a predicted model, not a curated record. Gene Ontology annotation, molecular function: oxidoreductase activity, acting on the CH-OH group of donors, NAD or NADP as acceptor. NCBI's taxonomy places the organism in Eukaryota, Fungi, Ascomycota, Sordariomycetes, Sordariales, Sordariaceae.